Zasmidium cellare ATCC 36951 is the source of this 1932-nucleotide messenger RNA. RefSeq lists its product as uncharacterized. Lineage: Eukaryota; Fungi; Ascomycota; Dothideomycetes; Mycosphaerellales; Mycosphaerellaceae. The coding region runs from base 1 to 1932 and encodes 643 amino acids. Gene Ontology annotation, biological process: regulation of transcription by RNA polymerase II. The transcript is spliced from 2 exons. The record is from RefSeq and is a predicted model, not a curated record. Gene Ontology annotation, molecular function: DNA-binding transcription activator activity, RNA polymerase II-specific; RNA polymerase II cis-regulatory region sequence-specific DNA binding; zinc ion binding. Gene Ontology annotation, cellular component: nucleus.
AUGACUGAGAGCGUUGCUCGGCGAAAGCACAAGCGGCCGCGACCGCAGACUUCAUGUGCGGUCUGCCAUCGCCGGAAGGUGAAGUGUAAUAACGAGUUGCCUUGUGGGCCAUGUAUAAGGCACGGCUGCCAGGAUGAGUGCCGAUUCGAUGGUAUACCAGCCAGAAAUGGGCAAAACGGAUCAGCAGGACUACAAUCAAGUGCCAUCUCAACCACUCCGAGUGACAGUGACCAGCAAGUAUCACCCGGUCAACAGCUCGAUGAGAAUGAUGUCGAAAGGCUGCCAUUCAACACACAACAACCAGCCCCACCGCAAUCAACCGAGAGGGACCGCUCGCUACAAUUAUUAGACGAGACGAGUCACAGCACUCAAACUCAGCCUUUCCACUCCAGACUUCCCACACACGAUUGGAUCCCGCAGCAGGGUCCCGUGCGUGGGCGAACCCACACGCUGUGGCUGUUGCGGACAUUCGACCCACUACUCGUGUAUAUGGGGAGAGACCGGCUCGGCGAAAAUCCCAUCAAUGAGGACAACACUUGGAUGAACAGGAACCGUGAGCAGGAGCCGCUUCCUCAGGCACAUCAGUUUGCUGGAUCAGUCUACGACAAACUGCCACCAUCAGAGACAUGCCACGAGCUUGUGGCGCGAUACUUUGACACCUUCGACACGGUCUAUUCAAUCAUCAACCGUAACAUCUUUGCUCCCUACUACAACAUCCUAUUCUCCGACCCCAAGGGUGUACCUAUCUGCUUCGUGAUCAAGGUGCUCGUCAUGAUGGCCAUUGCGAAUACUACUUAUCCACCUGAUGAGGCGCCAGUCUCCAAGUCAUCGAUAGCAGAGUGGAUGGAUUUGGCCUCGUCAGUACCACCCUCAGCACUGGAGGCGGGCGACUUCAUGCUUCAUACCGCCCACAUCUUCACCACAUUGAGUCUUGCAGAACAACUCCUCAAGCUCGAUGCAACGGCUGCUUACAUUCGCUCUGCCACAUACGUUCGGACCGCAAUGGUGCUGGAUCUCCAUCGGGUCGAAGUUGCAAGUGAGAAACGGCGCGUGUGGGAGGCAAUCAUGGACCUGGAUCUUCAUGCUUCGUUGGCGGCGGGCGUGAUGCCUGCGUCGCCGUUGCCAGCGGCACCUAAUCUUCAACCUUCCACGGUCACCUGCAUGUAUUCGAACGACAACUCGGAAGACCUUUCUGACGUCCUGCCACGAUCGCUACAUGUCCGACACAAGAUAGUGACUCUCCUGAACAGUGAGAAGCAUCUCCAGUUCGAGCAGAUAGUCGAGCUGAGUAGCGAACUCACAAAGGCCAUGGCACCUGUCUCGACCUCGGACAAUGUACCACAACAUCGAAAGACCUUCCUCUACCGCUACCUAUCCUUCACAUACGGACGCUUCCUAGCAGCACUCCACCGGCCAUUCUUCCUCCUCAGCGACCCAGCAUUCUACCUCUCCCGAACCAUGAUCACCCGCCUAGCGACGCAAUACAUGAAAGAAAUCAUCGCCGUCUACAACAAAAAAGCCGGCUCCGACCCCUUCGCCCACCUCCUCAUCGGGCACGGCAUCAUGUUCCGCAACGAACACCGCCAAGCCCAAAUGGCCAUCUGCUACGAAAUGCUGCGCAGCGGCGACGACACCGGCGAUCUCGACGUCCACGCCUUCCUGAACUCCCCCAGCGAAGGCAAAAGCGCCGUCAAGAACGUCUUUGGACAACUCCUCGGCAUCGCGGAACCCCGCGUGAAGAAGAAGGAGAUUCCCGAGAGUUCGUUCUUGAUCCCCGCCAUGGUUUAUGCGCAUAUCUGUGCGGUGGCCAGGUUCCCAAGGGACUCGGAGGGGUAUGCGGAGGCGAUGGCGCAUGCGGCGGUGGAGGCGGAGGCGUUUUGUCCCCCGUCGUCGAGGGAGCCUAAGCCUGUGGUGCCGGAGAAUGCGUUUUAG